Molecule: messenger RNA, 600 nt
Organism: Emiliania huxleyi CCMP1516
Lineage: Eukaryota; Haptophyta; Isochrysidales; Noelaerhabdaceae
Exons: 3
Coding region: 1-600 (199 amino acids)
Source: RefSeq, a predicted model, not a curated record
AUGCGCUCCAGCGAGGGUCGCGUCCUUGAAACCGCCGACGCGUUCCUGGACGACAAGGCCGAUCGACUCUGGAGGACGCGGUCGGCGGCACUUCGCGAACUGGCACAGAAGGUUCGAGACGGCACGGAUCUUGUGCUCCUAUGCGCGGGUAGGAUUGAGUCCUGUCACGGCGAUCUGCUGAGGAAGGGGAUCCUAGCCGUAGCGGCGCAACUCGAGGCCACCAGCAAGAGGAAGCCGCGCUCCGACAAGGGCAAGCCGAGGGGUCCUCGGGGGCCCAGGGCCGAUUCGGUGGAGACGGCGGCCCGCAUGGGGGGUGCGGGGAGGCGCAGGACCGCGCUGCGGCUCGGCUACCGCGCGCUCGACUCGGCCUACAUCUACGGCGGAGAGAAGACGGAGCCGGAGACGGGUGCGGCCCUCGCCGCCGCGCUGGAGGCGGGCGAGGCCAAUGGGUCCUCGGAGAGGGAUCUGGAUGCCCUGGCCAUGUCGCUCUCAACCUUCGACAUCCAUGCCGACCUCCUCGCUCUCGAUGGCACAGGCGAGGUCGCCUCUCCUCGCAUGAGCGCCUCUACGGCCUCAUACUCGGAGUCGGACGCCACUUGA